Messenger RNA from Adineta steineri, 1977 nucleotides. NCBI's taxonomy places the organism in Eukaryota, Metazoa, Rotifera, Eurotatoria, Adinetida, Adinetidae. The record is from the annotation of a GenBank genome assembly.
AUGAAUAUUUCCAAUAACAAUUAUUCAAAUAUAUUCGACUUGCCCAAUGAAAUAUUAUUUAUUAUUAUCAAUAAAUUGAAUUUUGCUGAUGUGAUUUAUUCACUUGUCCAUGUUAAUGAACGAUUUGUUCAGUUAGUAUUUGAUCCUCUUUAUAUUCAAAAUCUUAAUAUUACACUUAUGACUAUCAAGUCAUUUUAUCAACGUACAUUUUCAAUACAUGAACAAGUUCUUUCAAAUAUAUGUGAAAACAUUUUACCAAGUAUUCAUGAUCAAGUUAAACAACUUGCUAUUGAAGAACAUUCAAUAGAACGUAUUCUUACUCACAAUUAUUCUCAACUUUAUUCUUUGUCACUUGUUGAUUUUAAAGAAGAAAUACUCUAUCAAUAUUUAACAGAUUAUUCAAUUCUUCGUGAUCUUCUUUCACAACAGAUUACACAUCUAAAUAUUGAUAUUCAGACUGAUGAAAUACCAAUAUUAUUAUCUAAAAUUUCAUCAUAUAUAUUUGUAAUGAUUUUAUCUCUAUGUCAACGAUUAAUCAGUUUGAAUUUUUCUCAAGUAUUUUCUUAUCGAAAUUCAUUUAUUGCGAUUUGUAAAUUACCAAAAACAUGUCCUACAUAUUCAACUUUAAUCGAAUUGAAAAUAAAUGUUGCAACACUUAAUGAUUGUCUUCGUCUUCUUAAUAGACAUUUCGAUUGCUUAUCAAAAUUAACUAUCAAUGUCAGAGAGAUCAAAUAUGAACGAAAACGAAUAAACAACAAGACAAAACUUCCGACAUUGAAAUAUUUUUCAUUAACUUCAUUUAGUCAUACAGGUGAUUUUGAUGAAUACAUUAUUCCAUUACUUCGUCGAAUGAUAGAUCUUGAAGAAUUAAUAUUAUUUCUAACAGUAAUAAGGACUGACUCAACUCUUAUUGAUGGUGUUGAAUUAUAUGAUGAAGUACUUGUUCAUAUGUUACACUUAAACAAAUUUAUUUUCAAUAUAUAUACAGGUGUUUUUAUUGAAGAUAAUGUAAUUGAUGUACCAUCAAAUGAAGAUAUUCAAAAUAGUUUCAUUGGAAAAGAAUAUGGACAAGUUGGUUCAUAUGUGCAUUUUGAACCAAGAAAGCCAACAAAUAGAAUCAUCGAUUUUGAAAAAGCGAAAGCUGUAGUCAAAUCCCAUAUAUAUUCACUUCCAUAUCAAUUCAAAAGUUUUCUUCAUCUCAACAAUUCUUUUAAAGGUGGCAUGUUUGUAAAUGUUCGAUGCUUAAUAAUGACUGAUUCAAAUCCUUUUGAACAUGAAUUCUUCAAAAUUAUUUCUGAUAGUUUUCCUUUUUUAAAAAACUUGAAAAUAUCCAAUUUGGAACCACUAAAAAAGAAGCAACAUCCUGCGACAGUAAUUAGUUUUCCUCAUCUUAAUCUUCUCAAUCUGAUUGAUGCACAUGAUGAUUAUGCUGAACGAUUUCUCGUCGAUACAAACACUCAUUUACCUUGUUUGCUGGAUCUCUGUAUCACAUAUGAAUCACUCGAAAUUGUAACAAACAACUUUACUAAUGAUGCAACACGACUUUAUUGUUCUAAAUUGAAAGGACUUCAUAUAGAUGAGUCGUUUGUUCGACCAAAACAUUUUGAUGAAUAUUUUCGUUUAUUGUUAGCAUUAUUUGAAAUCAAUUUAGAUGUAUCGUUAGAACCAAGAAAAACAGCUACAUCAAAUAGACAAGUUUUAGUAAAGUGGAUUUGUUCUACAAUGGCUGGUCAAUACGCUCAUGUUGAUGUAACUCAGUAUUUAUUAGGACCAAUACCAACACCAACAGCAACACCAGCAACUGAUGAAAAUAAAAAUGAAGAUGACCAUGACAAUCAAGAUCAAAACGAAGAUAUCGAGGAAGAUGACAUAUAUGAUCAAAUUGAAAUUGAAGCGGACAACGAACAAGAUCCUUCAAACGUCUUCGUUCAAGAAUUAAAUCGUAAUGAAACAAAUGUAAACCAAAAUAAGACUUAA